GUUAGAUCAGCCAAAGAGCAGGAAUCCAUAGCAGAUUAUAUCGCUGAGUUUGUAGAAUGGCAAUAUGACGACAAUAACACUUUUCGUAGUUUUGACAAAAUAACCAAUAUGAAAUUGGAGGAGGCAAGAAAAAAACAGGGAAAAACAGUUGAUGUCCAAAUUAAUAAUGAGAACUACAGAGUGGACGUGAAAACAUGCAUUGCUACAGAUGCAAACGGACACAGUUUACAAAUUCAGCGCAUCACAAAACCUCAAGUUGAGAUCCCUGGACACUGGAGUGAUAUGAAGCAGCAGCGUGUCUGUCUGGUUGAGCUACAGCCUGGCCAACCAGAAUACAGCAAAGUGGCAGAUGCCUUCAAUCAGACCUGCUCACAAUUCAAGAUAGAGAAGAUUGAGAGAAUCCAGAACCCAAGUCUGUGGCAGCACUACCAGACAAAGAAAAAAACCAUGGAUGAUAAGAAUGGCCAUAUACAAAAUGAGAAGCUGCUCUUCCAUGGGACAGAUGCUGACUCCUUGCCACAUGUCAACCAACAUGGCUUUAACCGCAGUUAUGCAGGAAAGAAUGCUGUGGCAUACGGAAAGGGAACCUACUUUGCUGUCAGUGCCAGUUAUUCUGCCAAUGAUACUUACUCCAGACCAGAUGCAAAUGGGAAAAAGCAUAUGUAUUAUGUCCGUGUGCUUACUGGAUUGUAUGAACGUGGAAAUCAGUCGUUACUUGUGCCUCCUCCAAAGAAUCCUCAAAAUCCUCUUGACCUGUAUGAUACUGUCACAGAUAAUGUGAACACUCCCAGUUUAUUUGUGGUAUUUUAUGACUACCAGGCUUACCCAGAAUACCUCAUUACUUUUAAAAAAUAACAUUUUGGUAUCCUGCACAGAAGACAUUAUUUAUCUAAUUAAUUUUCAACAUUUUUCAACUCAUGUCACACAUAAACUAAUUACUAAAAUUCUGUGACACACCAAAAAAUAUAUUUUUUGC
Messenger RNA from Myotis davidii, 976 nucleotides. Its product is annotated as poly [ADP-ribose] polymerase 14-like. The record is from RefSeq and is a predicted model, not a curated record. Gene Ontology annotation, molecular function: transcription corepressor activity; NAD+ poly-ADP-ribosyltransferase activity. NCBI's taxonomy places the organism in Eukaryota, Metazoa, Chordata, Mammalia, Chiroptera, Vespertilionidae. Gene Ontology annotation, biological process: negative regulation of gene expression. Gene Ontology annotation, cellular component: cytoplasm; nucleus. The transcript has 4 exons. The coding region runs from base 109 to 855 and encodes 248 amino acids.